Sugiyamaella lignohabitans is the source of this 531-nucleotide messenger RNA. RefSeq lists its product as uncharacterized. The transcript has a single exon. Lineage: Eukaryota; Fungi; Ascomycota; Dipodascomycetes; Dipodascales; Trichomonascaceae. Bases 1 to 531 code for a protein of 176 amino acids. The record is from RefSeq and is a predicted model, not a curated record.
AUGAGGUCAUUUUACAAGUCCGUAUUGGAAGAAGAAGAUAGGCGCAAUGAAGCUAUAAUUGAGGCUACAAAAUCUGUGGCUACUGUGGAUAGUGAUAAAAUUAAGAAUGUUGACAAUGGGGAAGAGAAUGCUUUAUUAACAAAGGCGGAAAAGAUCAAUAAAGAAGUAGGAUAUCAGAAGGUUCAAAUUAAUGAUAGUGGUGAAUUAGUGGACGACCGGCAGCUGCUUAGUGCUGGUUUGAACGUUGUAAAAAAGAGACCGGUUGAUAAUACUAAAAGCACAAACUCUGGUAGAUCUAUCAGUAUAAGCGACACAAAAAAGCCAGCAACAUAUCGCAAAGACCGGCGGAGAGAGACUGAAUUAAUAGAACGACAACUACUAGCACAAGAGAAGCGAAAGAGACAAGAGAUUGAAAGUUCCAAGGAGCGCAUCAUUUCCCAGGUCAAGUCUAGAAAAACAGAUGAUUCAAUAUCUCAAGCUCGCGAGAGAUAUCUUGCACGAAAAAAGGCAAAUCAAAAUACUACUGAUUAA